Molecule: messenger RNA, 3727 nt
Organism: Labrus mixtus (cuckoo wrasse)
Lineage: Eukaryota; Metazoa; Chordata; Actinopteri; Labriformes; Labridae
Gene: septin3
Product: septin 3
Exons: 10
Coding region: 203-1477 (424 amino acids)
Biological process (GO): cytoskeleton-dependent cytokinesis
Cellular component (GO): microtubule cytoskeleton; neuron projection; septin ring
Molecular function (GO): GTP binding; GTPase activity; molecular adaptor activity
Source: RefSeq, a predicted model, not a curated record
GCAACGGUAAAGGGGGGCUCACGGCCAGAGUGAAGGAGAGGAGAGGUACCCGGACUAAUCACAUGACCGCUCCUCAUCUUAUUAUCUCUGUGUUUGGAUAUACUUCGUGUCUUCUUCGGACCCAGGGCGAUUCUAGACCAGCGAGCCAACAACAAACCGGUGUUCUCCUUUUGAUUUGCGGUUCAAUUGAACGGGAAUCGACAUGUCAGACGUAGUUCCCCCAGAAGUGAGACCAAAACCAGCCGUCCCUGCCAAGCCCCCGAAUGUGGGGGCUCCUUCGCCCUCCAGCCCCUUCCCACCCCAGGGCCCGGGGGUUGGAGGAGGUGUUUCGACGCUUCCUCCGAGCUCUAUCCCAGUGCCCAUCGGGGUUCAAGGCCCGAGGGAUGUUAGCAGUCACAGUGUGAGUCACGGUGUGGGUCACGGUGUGGGUCACGGAGUGGGUCAUGGUGUGGGCCACGGGACAGGCCAUAGCGGGGCUCACACUGCAGCACACAACGGAGGUCACGCUCAUGGCGGCUCCCACAGCACAAGCGGUGGAUCUACACUCCUGGGUUACAUUGGCAUUGACACGAUCAUUGAGCAGAUGAGGAAGAAGACCAUGAAGACUGGCUUCGACUUUAAUAUCAUGGUUGUUGGUCACAGCGGUCUCGGGAAGUCCACUCUGGUGAACACUCUCUUCAAGUCCCAGGUGAGCAGGAAGAGCGCAGGAUGGGCCCGUGAUGAGAAGAUCCCCAAAACGGUGGAUAUCAAAGCAGUGUCUCAUGUUCUUGAGGAAGGUGGUGUGAAAAUGAAGCUGACAAUUGUGGACACUCCGGGGUUUGGAGAUCAAAUCAAUAACGACAACUGCUGGGAGCCCAUUUCUAAGUACAUCAAUGAGCAAUAUGAGAAGUUCCUGAAGGAGGAGGUCAACAUCACCAGGAAAAAGCGCAUCCCUGACACCAGAGUGCACUGCUGCCUUUACUUCAUCUCCCCAACUGGACACGCUCUCCGACAGCUGGAUGUCGAGUUCAUGAAGCGCCUGAGUCACUCGGUCAACAUUAUUCCUGUCAUUUCAAAGGCAGACACUAUGACCAUUGAGGAGAGACAGGAGUUCAAACAGCGGGUGAGGAAGGAGCUGGAGAUGGGUGGGAUCGAGUUUUAUCCUCAGAAAGAGUUUGAUGAAGACAUGGAGGACAAGAGUGACAACGAUAAGAUCCGAGAGACCAUGCCCUUUGCUGUGGUGGGCAGCGACAAAGAGUAUCAGGUGAACGGAAAACGAGUUCUUGGGAGGAAGACAGCCUGGGGAAUUGUAGAAGUUGAAAAUCCAAACCAUUGUGAGUUUGCUCAGCUGAGGGAUUUCCUAAUCAGAUCUCACCUUCAGGAUCUGAAGGAGGUCACUCAUAAUAUUCAUUAUGAGACGUACCGGGCCAAGAGACUCAACGAGAAUGGAGGUCUGCACCCCAUAACCUCCAAUGACACCCAAGAAAGCAACCUGUAGUCAGCCAGUCAGUCAGGGGACUAGUUCAGACAGAGAGGGAAAAUAAAGCAGUGCAAUGAAGCUGAUUGAUGAGUCUACAGAGUAUUUUACUUAUCGUCACCACGGCAUCGCUGCAUGCUUGGAAAACUUCUGUAAAAAUUGGUGUAAUUUAAUCAAUUUGUUUCUCAACUCCACCCAUCACCUUCUACACUUCCCUUCCCAUAUCAUCCCUCAAACACAUAUCAAACCCCUCACGCAUCAUAUCUAAAUCAUUCCAUUUCAUUAUUUUCAUAUCUAUAAAAUUAUGAAAUGAAAAGUCACUCCCACCCUGAGACUUAGUGCCAUUAAAAAAAACAUUUUAUCUACUGCCAAUGCCUUUUAUUUAUCACCCCACAGGUAGUACAAGCAUAGAAAGUGCCAUGUUAUUAUUUAAAACAGAAACUCAUGUCUGAUGUCAGACUAAUGAGAUCAUUUGAUCCAAAUAUUAAAAUGAUCAUUCCUGAGUUGUAAUGAUAAUUUAGUCAGCUCUGCAGGUGAUUGUAAAAAAUUUUAUUCUUUUUUUAACUCUGCACAGCAAAUUUUAAUUAGAAGAAAAAAAUCCAUGUGGCUUUACUUUAAUGAAGGCUACACAAUUAUUGCAAACUGUGCUGUCAUCUAUCAUUCCCACCCUCACCAAAGAAAACAAAUGAAAAUUCUCCAAUGUGCCCUCACCCUGUUUUUUCUUUUGUUUUUGAUUUUCUGUAAAAAUAUAACCGCACUGAUCUGACUACUAAAAUGAGACAAAGCUGCAUGAUCAGUGACAUGUAAAAUUCAGUUCUCUGAGCAGCAUGUAGUUAAUUGGUCCACAAAAUGCAUGACAGUGCAUAAGGCCGAGUCUAUGAUUCACUGCAGCAGUGCACGCAAGGUGAACAUUUUGGGAGGAUUCAGCUCAGCAUACUUUGGGUCACAGCAGUGGGUACAGAGGAAAGAGAUGUGUUCUUGUGCACAUUGAAAUAGCUCCAUUUGCUUUUGUAAUCAUACAGGAAGACAAUUACAAAACAGAUCAGCUGUUAUAUAAAGCAUUUUGAAGUGGAGUUAGUUUACUUUGUAUGUAUUAUCAAAGCUUAGUGGAUAACAUGCAACAAACUUUUUUUCAGAAGCCAGCUGCAUUUAAAUGAACCUGUAUCAGCAGCAUGUCCAAAACUAUCAAACUUUAUUAACAAGCUUUUCAACUUUGAUUUUUAGUUUCAAUCUUUGAAGACCACUCACCUUUCCUCAAGGUUUUUCUUUUUAAUUUGUUGGCCUUUUCCCUUUUUUGCUGUAUCAGCUGUUAAUUACAAAGAGAAUAUUUUCUGAUCCAAAAGACAUUGGACCACUGGUGUGUUCUGUUUACUGUGGAGAAGACUGACAUUUGUCAUUGUUGUAAGACUUAGGACAUGCAAAGUUUAAAUGAAAACCCCACACUUUAUUAUUAGGCCGACAGUUUCUGUGUUAACACUAUUUUAAGAUUCAAUUAUCCCUCUUUGCCACCAGGUGGCAGCAAUGUGCCAUGUAAAAGCAAUGACUCAAUAGACGGAGAAACGGGCACUUUCCCUGUGGCUGUGUGUCCUCAGUUAAUCAGCUGAGAUUUUAAGCAAAAUUUAUAUCAAUCAUUUUCUAUUUGAAGUUUACAAUUAGAGUCCUCAACUGUAGUCAGUGAUAUCUAAUAUAUCCCUACAUAUCAUAUAGUAAUAUUUCUACAAUGGUAUGCACUCAAGUGUUGGUGUAAUUAUUAUUAUUUCUUAGUUGUAAACAUGUUUACCAAGUAUUCUUCAGGAAAAUAACAUGUAUACUGUCUGCAGAAGGGGACGAUCUUGCCAAAACUAAUGAAUUCAAUCUCAAGUUAAAUUUUUUUGUUGUGUUAUCAGCAUUUUACACAUACAUAAACAUUUGUGUGAUUUUGAUAUGAAGAGAGUCUGUAACAAACUGACAAUAGUUGUCUGUGAUCUUAGUGCAGCCAGAUGUUGAAUUUAAAGAAGUGUUUAUCUGUGCAUGCGUAUGUCCAUUUAGCCUGUUUGCUCACAGCCAAUCAGGUCACACAUUACUGCAACUGUUUGAAUGUGAGAUGUGUACAUUUAAUUUGUAUAUCAUGAGGUAAAGCACUGCUGUCUCUAAUCCUGUAACAAAUCUGACAGUGAAAUACCAACUUAUCAAACACAAUGAGAUAUGAUUUUAAGUGCUACACUGGGUUGUUUAUACAUUGUCAUGUUAUUGUAAUUUAUUCUUUAUUUAAUAAAAGCACAUUCCCAUGUU